AUGACUGAGCCUCAACCUCGAAAAUACCUUACUCGUUCGAGAGCAAAGGCAGAAGCCAAACCCGCUGAGAGUAAGCAACCAGGGAAGUCCCAAAGGACAUCCGAGAAACGGAAAGCUCUCGUGGAGGCCGCCAGCUCCAAUGAAUCCGAGCCACCGAUUAGGGCCACAAGAGCCUCCAAGAGGACUGUAAAGACGCAGGAUCCAGCUCCCCCACCAGCUCGCGGGGUGAAGGCUGCUCCGAAGCGCAAGUCUGAGAAAACCGCUUCCACCGCUGGGAAGAAACCCACUACAGCUGCAGCUAAAGCAUCGAAAAAGGUGGCGUUUGUAGCUAGCCCUCAGAAAUUCCUCGAGAACAAAGAAAAUCUCAUUCCCGUGCAGAAAAGCGGCCAUCUCGACACCGACGAACUCAUGUCAACAUCAAUGGGCGCAUUGUCGGUCAAGCCUAUUCGGGUGCCCGCCACCAAACUCCGGUUGCCAACUGUGACCCCCUCCACAGUUAUCCUUGAUCCAAUACCUGCCUUGUCUCCCUCCAAGGCUCGACGAGCCCCUAUUAGGGAUCUAAAACUUCCGGACGACGGAUCGGAAGAUGAACUGUCAAGUCCGCAUCAUCCAAAGCUUACAGCUAAGCCCAAACGUGUUGGCAGAACUACAACCAAACCCGUUGGCAUGGAUUCAAACGAGAACAAACCUCUUGAUAUCUCUGCUUCUUUGAUCUCUUCCCCGGCAAGGAGACCGCCCUCGUCGCCGUUCCGGCCCAGAAAAGGCAGCCUCCUAACUAAAACAUUGGAGCCAUCCGGAUUGCCUGGCUCAGUCUUGGCAUCACCGGCCAGACGCCCUGUUCCUGGAGCGAUCCCUGGUUUCAGAGCUAGUCCGAUCAAAGGCAGCUUCAAGCUCGAGCCUUUCAUUGACCUUAGUGCGAUUGACUACCAGCCGCCAUCAAAGCCCGGAACCCAAAAUCUCCCAAAGAGAGUCAAAGUCGGAAACUACGUGAAAGUAGAUAGCGAUCAGGAUGAGCUGGAAAUGGACAUCGAGACGAACUUAUUGAGUCGCAAGACUCCACGUGUUGUCAAAAUCAAAUUGUUUGAUUCCAAGGACCCUGAACAGGCAAUGAUGUUCCAGUCUGAAGAUUCUUCUGCCCUUUUUGACGAGAUUAUGUCGCCGGCAAAGAAGGGGCCUAGGCCCCUGGAAGCCAAGUCCUUGGACAAGAUGUUCGAGGAAAUUGAGUCGGAAAGGAAGGCAGUAUUCUCAGUGGCAAUGGCAAAGGCUUCUACCCCUCCCCCUACACCUCCACGAGGAUUUGAUUUUGAGAACUUGUUUGGGUCGAGCAAUACAUCUCCUGCCCCUCUUCACAAAAACGCUCCCAGACUCCAGGAGGCGCCAGAACCGGAGAUCGAUUUUGAAGGGGAUACUACGAUGGGAAAUUCGGAGGAUAACACGGAGACUAUCCUUAAAAAGGAGCUCUCACUCACUCCUUCGCGAGCGCCAUCAUGUAACAGGAAGGGCAGAGGGCCGAGUCAGAGUGGAAGUAGUUAUGGGUUCUUCGAUCUUGAGGAUGAUGAUGAGCCUCUUGGUGAUAAUACCGGAGAGUCUUUCUCUCCUGACAGAUCCGUCCGCUCCCCUAACGUUAAGAGCGUCCCUUCCAUAGAUUUGACGAUGCAGCCAGAGCCCGAGAGAAGAACCUUAUUCCCCGAAGCUCAACAAUCGCAGAGCAGCGAAGUAGGACAUGAUCUCGACUGGAAUCCAUCAAAGCCCAACACUAGCAUAGACAACAUCUUUGGCAUUCCUAUCGACCCCGAACUCCUCUUAACGCAAGAAGAAUUCCUCGGAAUCGUCGAAAGUCAUGUCCGCAAGACCACAAUCCCAGUCAACCUUCCCCCAGAAGACAGUGAAGGCGAGGGCUCAGAGAUGGAAAUUGAAGACCAAGAAAACUUCCAUCCUACCCCCCAUUCCUCAAACAUCCAGCGGGAUCCAUCUCCCACGGUCCGCAGCUCGCCACCUGCAGCGUCAAACCACUAUGCCCGCCGCAACAGCGGCAUGGUGAGUCAGAUGGGUGUUCUCGCCGGCGCAGUUGUAUUCGUAGAUGUAUACACUGCCGAAGGUGCCGAUGCAUCAGGACCGUAUGAAAAUACUCUCCGCGGUCUCGGAGCUCGAGUUCUGAAGUCAUGGAAUUGGAACCCAGACGGUGGGAACAAGGACAAGAUCGGAAUCACACACGUAGUGUUUAAAGAAGGCAGUCCACGCACUCUCCAGAAGGUCAAGGACAGCAAAGGCGUUGUCGUAUGUGUCGGCGUCGGCUGGGUUAUCCAGUGCCAGAACGAACAAGAGUGGAUGGAUGAGAGCCAAUUCGCUGUUGACUUGGAUAUAAUUCCGCGAGGUGGACAUAGGGUCUGUUUUGCCAUCCUCACUAGAUACUGUUACUAUGGAUGCUAACUCUAUCGCAGCGCCGUAAGUCCAUGGAGCCGAAAGCCCUUGCAGCGCUCCUCGAGCCGAAGACUCCACAGCCUCCGAAGGACAAUAUAUUCUCGCCCUCGUCGCGUGUUCCUGCGCAGACUGAACCAAAGAAUCCAUUCUUGGCAAAGAACCUACUCAUCGCGCGGAGAAAGAGUAUGCAAUUCUUGCCCAAGGUUGGAAGUCCACUCUCUAGGAAGCCGUUGUCCGUGGAGUACUAG
Molecule: messenger RNA, 2669 nt
Organism: Tuber aestivum (summer truffle)
Lineage: Eukaryota; Fungi; Ascomycota; Pezizomycetes; Pezizales; Tuberaceae
Source: the annotation of a GenBank genome assembly